This is a messenger RNA of Selaginella moellendorffii, 2916 nucleotides long. RefSeq names its product putative endo-1,3(4)-beta-glucanase 2. The record is from RefSeq and is a predicted model, not a curated record. Bases 693 to 2804 code for a protein of 703 amino acids. Lineage: Eukaryota; Viridiplantae; Streptophyta; Lycopodiopsida; Selaginellales; Selaginellaceae. Gene Ontology annotation, molecular function: endo-1,3(4)-beta-glucanase activity. The transcript has a single exon.
UUGGAGUGGUUUGGCUCUUGUCACGGAGCCAUGAAAAUCGUUUCGUUGGUACCAGCGUUUCAGGCAAAAGGCUGGCGGUAUCCAAUGUUGGCUCGCUGGAGCUCGGUUGGCUAUGGCGGUCAUACAUAGAGAUUCAUUCUUACACACAAAAGAAGGAUUUUUUAAUUUUUUUUCUCUUAGCUAAGUUUAAGCAGCGGGUGUGAGUGAUUCCAGUGUUCCCCCAAAUUUGGGGAGGGAAACAAGGGCCGCUGAUUCCACCACCACUGAUUAAACUCGGGGCCUUGAAAAUUCCUUGCGUUUCUCUCCAAUCAGUUCUAAAGCUCGCGAGCUACUAAGUAAGAACUCGAGGUCUUCCAAGUAAGCUCUCUCAGAUCUUUUCUCUAGUUUCUUUUUGGUCGCUCCUUUCACACAUGUGAGAAUUCAUGCCUUUCAUUGAUUCCUCCAUUCAUAGAUUCUAAUUUCUGCGCUAGCUUUCUUUCUCCACUAGCGAGGCCGAGCUAGUGCUAGCCUCGUAGCUAGCGUUUUCUUUCUCCGCGCGCUUUCUUCCGCUCUUUCGAGAUCCUUUCAUCGAUCCAUCCCUUCUUGCCGAGCUCCCGCGUUUCGCUACGCAUCCACAUUUCGUCCAGAUCGCGAGCACCAUCCGGAUCGCGAGCGCCACGCAGUGAAGAACAAGGAAGGAGAGCUCCAAUCCAAUGGCGAUGGCGUCGCCGCUAGCGCUGGUGGCGAUGCUAGUCCGCUACUCCCUGCUGAUCAUGGCGAUCCUGGCGAUGGUGGCGAUGGGGGAGGAGGACGACUCCCUCUUCACCGUGGCCAAGCAGUUCAAGCGCUCCGUCCAGAACGUGGCGGCGGGCGAGCCAAGCUCCGGGCUAUGGACGUCGCGCGCGCGGCAGCGUCCCCUCCCCACCAACAAGUUCUGGCAGAACUUCGUGCUCAACAGGGGAUCCUCGCCGGAGUACAUCCACCCCUACACCAUCCAGGCGGGCAACUCCUCCAUCGCCAUCGGCUACCCCAAGCGCCAGGCCUCGCCCACCUUGAUCGCCCAGAUCCACGCCAACGAUCUCUUUGUCUCCGCGCGAUCGCCAUCAUCGCCCAUCAUCCAGGUCUCCCACCACGACGACCUCACCGUGACGCUCUCCCUCGGCCAGGCAAUGCGCGCGCACCUCCUCCGCGGCAGCCCCUACGUCUCCUUCGUCUUCUCGGACGCCACGCCGCUCAUCGCCAGCGCGCACGCCAUCGCCAAUCUCUCCCGGAGCGCCGACUCCACCAAGCACACGCUCUUCCUCGCCAAUGGCCAGAGGUGGGUCGUCUACUCCUCCGCGCCGAUCCAUCUCCAGCUCGAUCGGUCCGCGCAGCAGCUCUCGGCCAGCGGCGAUGGCUACUCGGGCGUUCUUCGCAUCGCGCUCGUCGCCACCCCCAGCGCCGAGCCACUGCUCGAUCGCUACAGCGGCUGCUACGCGGUGGCGUCCUGGGUCUCGAUCGACACCGUCUCCUCCGCGCCGCGCGCCUCCAUGGCCUUCACCUACAAGACCCAGGGCCGUGGCGACCUCCUCCUCCUCGCGCUCCCCCUCCACCGCGCCGCCAUGGACUACGCCACCGCCGGCGCGCGCCCGCUCCCCCAGCUCCGCUACGCCAGCAUCGACGGCGAGCUCCAGGGCGUGGUGGGCAGCCUCUGGAAGCUCGACUCCAGCGCGCCCAUGGCCGCCAUAGCCUGGCACUCGGUGGCGGGGAUCCGCGAGCCCACUGCAGCUGGGCGGCUGGGCGCGGCCCUCGCCCGCGACGUGGCGGCGCUCCGCCCGAUCAACACCUCCUCGACGUACUUCUUCGGCAAGGCGGUGGCGCGCGCCGCGCGGCUGGCGCUCAUCGCCGAGGAGAUCGGUGCGCCCGACCAGGCGGCGGCGGUGGCGGCGUUCCUGGAUUCCAACCUCAGCCCCUGGUUCGAUGGAUCCAACGCGGGGAACGCGAUCGUCUACGAUGGGCAGUGGGGUGGAUUGGUGAGCCAGGCCGGGGCUUUCGACUCGGGCGCGGACUUUGGCCUGGGAGUGUACAACGAUCACCACUACCACUGGGGCUACUUCGUCUACGCGGGCGCCGUGCUCGCCAAGCUCGAUCGCGGCUGGGGCGAGCGCUACCGCACGAAUCUCUACUCGCUGGUGGGCGACUACAUGUCCCCGGCGCCGCCGCGCUCCGGAUCAUCGCGCGCGAAUUUCCCGCGCUUCCGCCACUUCGAUCCGUGGGUGAUGCACUCCUGGGCGGGCGGGCUGACCGAGUUCGCGGAUGGGCGCAACCAGGAGAGCAGCAGCGAGGCCGUGAAUGCCUACUACGCGGCGGCGCUGCUGGGGCGAGCCUACGGCGACGAGGAUCUCGCCAACACCGGCAGCGCCAUCGCUGGAUUCGAGGCGCUGGGCGCGAAAUCGCUGUGGCACAUCCGCCGCGACAGCGAUCUCUACGAGCCGGAGUUUGUUCGCGAGAAUCGGAUGAGCGGCGUGGUGUGGGCGAACAAGCGGGACACCGCGCUGUGGUUCGCGGCCACGUCGGUGCUCGAGUGCCGCGUCGGCAUCCAGGUCAUACCGGUGACGCCCGCCACGGAGGCGCUGUACGACGACGUGGACUACAACCGGCAGCUGUAUGAGUGGGCGUCGCCGGCGGUGCAGAGCGACACGUGGCGGGGGUUCGCGCUGGCGGUGCAGGCCACGUAUGAUCCGGCACGCGCGCGUGCCAACGUGGAGCUCCUGGAGAGGUUUGACGAUGGGAAUUCCUUGUCCAAUAUGUUGUGGUGGGUUUACACGAGGCCCAGCAUCACGUAGGAGCUUUUUUCAUCGUUUUUACUUUCUACUAUCUAUUACACCUGUUGUAAAAAGAGCUGCGCGCCAAUCUUUGAAUUCGAAUCAAGCGGGAUAUACUCCGGCAUCUUGGGGA